Messenger RNA from Blumeria graminis f. sp. triticale, 2667 nucleotides. NCBI's taxonomy places the organism in Eukaryota, Fungi, Ascomycota, Leotiomycetes, Helotiales, Erysiphaceae. The record is from the annotation of a GenBank genome assembly.
AUGCCAGCACCGAUAUCUUACCCGACGAAACGGGGUAUCGUCUUCUACUGUCCUCCAUCUACCAGCAGUGACAGAGCUGAGCCAGUACGGCUUCCUAGUCCGCCUUGUCGACCACGGAUACGCCGACCACAUUCAAUUUACAUUACCCGACUUCCUUCACCAAUUACAAAUCCACGUUCAACCAAUUCAGCCUUAUCGACAUACUCAUCUCGAUCGACAUUGUCGAGUAGGCCUAAAGUCAAGUGCCGCGACUUAAAGAGGAUUGUGCUACGGGAGACCGCCAAACGUGUCCUUGCCUCAAUUGUAUCACUCAUUUCUAAGUCAUCACCAGCACACGAGACCGUAACGGCACACAACUCGAAUAGCUCUAAGCUCUUCCAUCAUUUUGAAUCGGCGAGAUCAGCUCUGACUGUCACAUCUUUACCUCAAGACCCCCGUACAAGAGAGAAUUGCAGCUUGAGAACAGGCUGGACUCGAACGGAGACCGAUAUGUUACGGCUGUCAUUAGGGGAAAACUCGUGGAGACCCACCACAAAUGCGGAUAACUUGACACCAAGAAAUAGUGUCAGCCUUCCCAGCCCGCGAAGUAGUUUAACAGGAAUAUCAAAUUAUACAUUGCCUCGGCUAACGACGGAUUCUGAAAAGCCGCUAGCAUCAGGAAAUGGAGUCUCAUGCUAUAUCUUGAUGGCUGAGCCUGUUAUAUUUCUUAUGGGACUCGAUCAUGAUGGGACUACCAGAGAUUCUCACGGCGCAAACGCGACAGCACUGCUCCGAGGUACUUUACGCCUGAAUGUGACCAAAAGUACGAAGAUAAAGUCUGUAAGUCUCAAGUUCACAGGAAAGGCCAGGACCUUGUGGCCUGAGGGAAUACCCCCACUCAAGCAAGACACAAUAGAAGAGAGCUCUCUUAGGACUCAGGUUAUCCCUUUUUUUAAUUCAGCGUAUGAGGGGUCAGAAUCUAGAUAUGGAAACUUGUGUACUUACACCUUACGAGACGGUAAUUCUACUCUGUCAUCGAACAAUAACAACUAUGAAUUCACGAACCCUCAUCAUUCGAGCAGUUUUUCUUUAUCUGGAAUAACAAACAGACUCAGUGCUCUUCCACAAAACAGUGAGGGAAGGCGCUCUUCUGUUCAAUCUAUUCAGUCAAAAAGUUUCCUCAAAGGGGAAGCCGCACCCGGCUCAUCAAAUCUGAAAGGUUACAAGAUUUUCUACCCAGGAGUCUAUGAUUACUCAUUUGAACUACCAAUUGAUAAUAACAUGCCCGAGUCGACAAACCUACCCCUGGCAAACGUAAAGUGGGAACUCGAAGCCACAGUCGAACGUGCAGGGACAUUUAAAGCUAACCUUUCGGGAAAGCGAGAGAUACCAGUUAUACGAUCACCAUCUCAAGACUCCCUCGAACUCGUUGAACCCAUCGCUGUAAGUCGAACCUGGGACCAGCAGUUACACUAUGACAUCGUGAUAUCGGGAAAAUCAUUUCCAAUUGGGACCAAAAUACCCAUCGCAUUUAAAUUAACUCCUCUAGCUAAGGUCCAAGUUCACAAAGUAAAGGUCUACCUAACAGAAAACAUUGACUACUACGCGCGAGAUAAAAGUGUUCAGAGAAAGGAUGUGAAGAGGAAGAUGCUUUUGCUCGAGAAAUCUGCGGGUAAGCCUGUCUCUAAAGAAUUUUGGCCAUCUGAAGUUCGCAUAAUCGGGGGGGAGCAUUCUGCAGAAGAAAGAGAGAUGCGAAGAUCUAUAGCUAUGCGGAGACGAGAAGUAGAAGCACAGCGGAAUAACUCUCAAGCAACGCCUCUGCCUGAGUGUGUCGACAAUUUAUUAGGUGAUAUUGAUCUUGGAGUAGAUGACUGGUUGGGGCCGACAGAGAUUGAAAUGAACGUACAACUCCCUACUUGCGACGUUAUGGAAAAAGAUCGCAGCAAGCGCUUAGCUCAUGAUUGCACAUGGAAGAAUGUACAGGUCCAUCAUUGGUUAAAGAUCUUAAUACGUCUAUCCCGAGCUGAUGUCGCUGAUCCAUCAAGGCGUCGCCACUAUGAAAUAUCGGUUGAUUCACCUAUAUCCCUGCUAAACUGUAGAGCUUCACAAGCUAAUAUAUCCCUCCCCGAAUAUUCGGGUUUGAAUCCGGACACUCUUGGUCCACAACAGGUUUGUGGUUGUACAAGUACAACUCAAGCUGCGGAGGCCUUACUAGCCCAAACAUCCUUGAAUGAUAACCAUAUGGUUCAUGAAAGUACAAGAUCCACGGCCAACUCAUCGAGUCUUGCCAUACCAGCACAAGUAUACCUAUCGACGGGUAUCGCAGAUGGUUUUCGAAGGCCAAUUCAUCUUGUGCGCAGCCCCAGCUUCCAGCCGCCACCAUUUGACGCUGAAGAACCUCCUCCACCGAUUACGACGACGCCGCCUCCUCUCUAUGAUCAUGUGAUCGGAACACCAAGUCACGAUGGUCUCGCCGAUUACUUUGCUCGGCUCGAUGCAUACGAAGAUGAACUUACGGAUGAAGAAGAUAACAUACCUUCGGUAAGACAUAGAAGUGUUGUAUCAGAUCCGCGUACUUCUGCAAACCACAUGCCGAGAGUUAUAGAGCUGAACAGGGAUUUUAUUUUUAGCACGACUUCAACAAAUAGCAUUAUGGCCGGAAUAGACUCUGGAUUUACCGCCUCGUGA